This is a messenger RNA of Penicillium lagena, 585 nucleotides long. It is a transcript of the gene cdc42, whose product is annotated as Rho family GTPase CDC42. The coding region runs from base 1 to 585 and encodes 194 amino acids. NCBI's taxonomy places the organism in Eukaryota, Fungi, Ascomycota, Eurotiomycetes, Eurotiales, Aspergillaceae. The record is from RefSeq and is a predicted model, not a curated record. Gene Ontology annotation, biological process: small GTPase-mediated signal transduction. Gene Ontology annotation, molecular function: GTPase activity; GTP binding. The transcript is spliced from 4 exons.
AUGGUUGUUGCUACCAUCAAAUGUGUCGUGGUCGGGGACGGUGCAGUCGGCAAGACCUGUCUUCUCAUCUCGUACACAACAAAUAAGUUCCCUUCGGAAUAUGUGCCCACUGUGUUCGACAACUACGCCGUGACCGUGAUGAUCGGCGAUGAACCGUACACGCUCGGCCUCUUCGACACCGCUGGACAGGAGGACUACGACCGGCUGCGCCCGCUGUCCUACCCGCAGACAGACGUCUUCCUCGUGUGCUUCUCCGUCACUUCGCCCGCCUCGUUCGAGAACGUUCGCGAAAAAUGGUUCCCCGAAGUCCACCACCAUUGCCCCGGCGUCCCCUGCCUGAUCGUCGGUACCCAGACCGAUCUGCGCGAUGACCCCGGUGUCCGUGAGAAGCUUGCCCGCCAGAAGAUGCAGCCCAUCCGUAAAGAGGACGGAGAUCGCAUGGCCAGGGAACUGGGUGCUGUCAAAUAUGUCGAGUGUUCGGCCCUGACGCAGUACAAGCUCAAGGAUGUUUUCGAUGAGGCGAUUGUUGCUGCGCUGGAGCCGGCGCCGAAGAAGCCCCGUAGUAGACGCUGCCCUUUGCUGUGA